AUGCCUCCAAAGCAACAAUUGUCCAAGGCUGCCAAGGCUGCUGCCGCUAUGGCCGGUGGUAAGAAGUCCAAGAAGAAGUGGUCCAAGAAGUCCCAUAAGGACAAGGCCCAACACGCUGUCAUCUUGGAUCAAGAAAAGUUCGACAGAAUCCUAAAGGAAGUCCCAACUUACAGAUACGUUUCUGUCUCCGUUUUGGUUGACAGAUUAAAGAUUGGUGGUUCCAUGGCUAGAGUUGCUUUGAGACACUUGGAAAGAGAAGGUAUCAUCAAGCCAAUCUCCAAGCACUCUAAGCAAGCUAUCUACACCAGAGCUUCUGCUGAAUAG
This is a messenger RNA of Nakaseomyces glabratus, 324 nucleotides long. RefSeq names its product 40S ribosomal protein eS25. Gene Ontology annotation, cellular component: cytosolic small ribosomal subunit. Gene Ontology annotation, molecular function: structural constituent of ribosome. The record is from RefSeq and is a predicted model, not a curated record. NCBI's taxonomy places the organism in Eukaryota, Fungi, Ascomycota, Saccharomycetes, Saccharomycetales, Saccharomycetaceae.